Messenger RNA from Hemibagrus wyckioides, 4382 nucleotides. RefSeq names its product NLR family CARD domain-containing protein 3-like. Lineage: Eukaryota; Metazoa; Chordata; Actinopteri; Siluriformes; Bagridae. The record is from RefSeq and is a predicted model, not a curated record. The transcript is spliced from 8 exons. The coding region runs from base 882 to 3266 and encodes 794 amino acids. Gene Ontology annotation, molecular function: protein binding.
CGCUAUAGUAACCGCUCAUUCACAGGGAUGUGUACUGCGGAUUCUCCGCAUUAAUCUCAACCAUUGACGUGGUGAGAUUUACUCUAUCUACUAGAUUUCUUUUAUUUAUUAUAUAAAAACCUUGACCCAUUAACACUAGUACUCUCUAUUCUAUCUACUUUUUAUUCUUUUUAUUUAUUAUAUAAAAACCUUGACCCAUUAACACUAGUACUCUCUAUUCUAUCUACUUUUUAUUCUUUUUAUUUAUUAUAUAAACCAUGCUACAUGUACUAAGUUAGACUAAGCGAGACUUGUCACAGCACAGUACUUACAUGUUUGUUCCUCGUUUGUUGGUUUCAUUUUAUCUGUUGUUUCAUUCUAUCCGGCGCUCCUGAUGGCCAGUCCGCCCCUGUUUUUAAGCAUUCUAAUGAAAGUCAAAGAAGCUUUAUUGUCUUUUCAACCGCAUGAAACACUGUGAAAUGAAACAACAAUGAGACACAAGACAAAACACAGGGUGACGCAGACAGACAUACAACUAAACUAUAAACUAUAAAUUAAAUCUAUAAAGCUUACAACCAAAGGUUUUCAUUUUCCGUGUAAACAGAGUAUUUAGUGAGACCGAUGUUUAUCUGAAAUCUGAAAUUCGAUCAUUCUCCAGUUUGCUUUACUACAUUCUCUGUCUCUAAUUACACAGAUGACAAUUUAGGACAAAAUUCUGUAUAAUUGGAAAUUUUGAGUACUGUAAUGGUCUUUCUUGUGACGAUGUUUUUUCUCGGUUCUCUUUCCUGUAGUUACAUGGUCUUACCUGUAGAUGGCGGCAUAAGGCACAUUAUCAACUACACAAGUCUACCUUUAUUCUUGAAGAAAACACCUUUAAGAAAACACAACACAGACCUCUGAAAAUGAGUUCCCCUGAUAAUGAGGGUAAAGCUGAGAGAUAUCAGAAUGAAAGACUCAGACCACCUGACCCCAGUGUCUUAUCUAUGAAGAGUGGCACGUCAAUGGAGUUUCCAUUAAUGUUUCGAGAACCCGAUGUAGAGAAACAUGACAUAUCAAGUCCUUCCACUGUAAAGUUGGAAGCUGAAUCACAGAUUCUAGUGAUGGCGGAUGAAGAGCAUCACAGCAGUACCAGAGAUGCAGUACAGAACGUCAUUCACAAAUUCAAAUUGAAAUAUCAGAUCAAGUUUCAGAUGAUUAAUGAGGGAAUUCCAAUGUAUGGAAACGAAAGACUUCUAAAUGAGGUUUUUACAGACCUCUACAUCACAUCAGACUGUGGUUGUGGACACAUCAAUGAUGAACAUGAGGUCAGACAUGUUGAAAAGGCAUGUAGGAGACUAACAACAACAGUGGAGUCCAUCAACUAUAAUAAAAUAUUUGAAGCCUUACCUGGAAACAAGAAACCCAUCAGAACUGUGCUAACAGAAGGCAUUGCUGGAAUUGGGAAAACGGUGUCUGUGCAGAAGUUUGUUCUGGACUGGACUGAAGGAAAAGCAAAUCAGGAUUUGGACUUCAUUUUUCCAUUUAACUUUAGGGAGUUGAAUUAUAACAAAGGAGAACAUCUCAGUUUUUUGGAGCUUCUCCACUUUUUCUUCCCAGAAACCAAAGAACUUCAAAUAGACAAUCAUCAUUACAAAAUCAUGCUCAUCUUUGAUGGACUGGAUGAGUCUCGUAUUUCUCCUGAUUACAUAAACAGCAAAAUGUUGACUGAUCUAACAGAGUCAGCUCCAAUAGAGGUUCUGUUAACAAAUCUUAUUAUAGGGAAUCUCCUUCCAUCUGCAUUCCUCUGGAUAACAUCUCGACCAGCAGCAUGCAGUCAGAUUCCUGCUGUUUAUAUUGACAGAGUUACAGAGGUACGAGGGUUCAAUGACCCUCAGAAAGAUGAGUACUUCCGGAAAAGAAUCAGUGAUCAAACCCUGGCUGAUAAAAUAAUCACACACCUAAAGUCAUCACGAAGUCUUUACAUUAUGUGCCACAUUCCAGUCUUCUGUUGGAUUUCAGCAGCUGUUCUCGAGGGAAUGUUCUGUGAAGCAGAAACUGGAGAGGUCCCCAAGACCCUGACUCAAAUGUUCACACAUUUCCUGAUCUUACAGAUCAAACAUAGAUCACUAAAAUACAAAAAACAGGAAAUGAAUCCUGGACAGAUUUCAGACAUUGUACUCAAACUGGGAAAGCUGGCGUUCCAGCAGCUGGAUAAAGGAAACCUGAUCUUCUAUGAGGACGACAUCAUUAAGUGUGGGAUUGAUGUCCAAGAGGCCACAGUGUACUCAGGAGUCUGCACUCAGAUCUUUAUUGAGGAAAUCACUUCACUGGGGAAAGUGUACAGCUUUGUGCAUCUGAGUGUUCAGGAGCAUCUUGCAGCUAUGUAUGCAUUUCUCUCAUGUAUCAAUGGAAAUCUCUCAAAACAACAAUCCUCUAGAAUCUUCGGACUCUCGAGCAAGGCAACACUGAUAGACCUCCUGAAGAGGGCAGUGGACAAGGCCCUAAAGAGUAAGAAUGGACACCUGGACCUUUUCCUCCGCUUCCUUAUGGGUCUCUCACUAGAGUCCAAUUCAAUUCUCCUACAAGAUCUACUGACAGAGACAGGACGCAGCUCUCUGACCAAAGAUGCUGCUGUCACACAUGAGGAAAUAACCACAUACAUCAAAAAGGAGAUUGGAAAGAAUCCAACAGAAUCUAGAACCAUCAAUCUGUUCCAUUGUCUGCAUCAACUGAAUGAGCAGACUCUGAUACAGGAAGUUCAAGCCUUUUUGAAUAAAAGAGAAAAUCAUUGCCUCCAUGGAGUCAAACUUUCUCCAGUUCAGUGGUCAGCUGUGGUUUUCUUGUUGUUGGGCUCAGAAGAGGAGCUGGAAGAGUUUCACCUACAGAAGUAUGUAGCAUCAGAUGAGGGUUUGAUUUACCUGCACCCAGUUAUCACUGCAUCCAAAAAAGCUCUGCUGUGUGAUAGUAAUCUCACAGAGAAAAGCUGUAAAGUUCUAGCAAAAGAAGUUCUCAUAUCCGAAUCUUCAUGUCUGAGAGAGCUGGACCUGAGUGACAAUAAACUGCAGGAUUCAGGAGUCGAACUGCUUUGUCCUGGAUUGGCAAGCCCAAAAUGUAGAUUGGAGAUCCUACGGUUGCGUAACUGCAACAUUACAGACGAAGGCUGUGUCGCUCUUGCUGAAUCUCUGAGGCCAGAGUCACACCUGAAAGAGCUCGAUCUGAGCAGUAAUGAUUUAGGAGGCCAGGGAGUGAAGCUGCUCACUGAUAUAAAGGAGGAUGAAAAAUACGCACUGGAGAAGUUGAUAAUCUGAAUCUCCAGACCAGACCUGGUGUAAGGAUGAAGCUGUGUAGAGAUCACAACUAACGGAAAAUACUAACUCUACUGCAGUUUGUUAUUAUUGUUUUUAACAGUUCGUUUUAUAUCAGUACAGUAGAGGGAAUUAGGGAAGUGGUCUUUUAUCUAAUCAAGAAAAAAAUAGUGGUGUUUGUUGUUCUGGAAGCUACACAACAUAACAAAACCAAAUAGCAUUUUUUAUAUAUCAUGUCACUCAAUCUCAUGGGACUCACUACAUAGGGUAAAGUACUACAUUUAUAUCAUACACUACUGUAUAUUGUGCUGUUAAUAUAGUGACUAAGGAGCUGAAUUGCUCCCUAAAAGACAGCUCUGUUAUUUUAUGUAUGGAUUUUAACAAUAUUUACUUAGUUAAGAUCUCUGUGUAGCAAAAAGAAUGUUAUGGUAGAGCAAAAUUAUUACAGGCACAGCAAUGUUAGGGUAGAAUGUAUGUUAAUGUAAACUCUACUAUGCAAGUCAUUUCUUUACUUCUGUACCACUUUAAUACUACCACUAUUUUAUGGAUAAAUGAAACAGAAAAUACAGGAUGUACUAAAUUCCAGUAAAGUAAUUGCUACUACUGGUGUUAUCACCUUUACUCACAGUGAAAAGAUUUUUUUUUUCUCCUUGUAUUUGUCUAUGUUGCAAAGAUAUAAUGUUGUAAAAUGUCUCUGAAAAAAAGUUAGCGGACUCUGCAAGAAAAUUUUACACAGUAAAUAAAAGAAAAGAAAAUCUUCAUGGAAUAAUUCACAGCCAUCAGAGUUACAGCAGGUUGUUUGAAAGGUGAUCACUCAAAGCACCUGUUGCUACACUUAGCUAACUGUGUUUAUUGUUACCGAGAGCUAACACUAGCAGUGUGAUUGUUGACUGUGUUUAAGUCUAAACUCUAUCUGUGGCAUUAGAGUCUGAUAGAUUAGUAUUGUUUGCUAUGUAAAACAUUUCUACUUAAGGUUCCUCUAAAGGUUUCUUCCUCAUAUUGGCGUAGGGAGUUUUUCCUUGUCACUCUUACCUAGGGCAUGAUCGUUAGGGCUAAAAUCAUUUAUUCUGAUUUUUUAUAUUCUGUGAAGCUGUUGUCAAAAACACUAUACAAAUAAAU